UGGCAUUUCUCAUAAGCGCGAAUAUCGAAAGCAAGGAUACGGACAUACAGUUCUUUAUUUUCGAUAGAAUCUUAUAUUUACAAUGGAAGAGUUGAAACGAUUAGAAAAGAAAAAACUUGAAAUUGAAGAGGAAAUGAAGGAAUUGCAGAACGUUUUAAUACGGGAAAAUGUUACGAUGCAUACUCCUUUGGUAACAGAAGAUGGCUUUCCUAGGUCUGAUAUAGACAUUCCUACAAUCCGACCUACUAGGCAUAAAAUAAUUACACUUCGAAACGAUUACAACAAAAUAGAAGAUGAAAUUAAAAAAGCAUUGGAAAAUGUUCUUUCUGCGCAAACAACCAAAAAUGAUGUCUCAAGCUCAGUUGCCAAAGCACAAUGGAAAGAGAGUGGUGCCCAGGAUCAGGGCGUAGACACGGAUGCAUCCUUCGUUAGUGGAAAACAAGCCAAGGUUCUACAACGAGCUUCUAUAUUGGGAAGACCUAAACCUUUCUGUGUCGUAGACUCGGUGGCUGUUGGAAGCCCGGCUCAAGAAGCUGGCCUUUGCGUCGGAGACGAGAUUAUAAGAAUUCAAACAUGUACAAGUUUGUCUUCCUUACCCGCUCUCGUUCAAGCCAACUUGGGAAAAAGUUUGAGUGUGCUAUUGAUUCGUGGAUACGACGCAGAUGAUUCACCAAGAAUCUAUCGACUCUCCCUACAGCCCCAUACUUGGCAAGGUCCUGGCGUACUAGGCUGUCAUUUACGCUAAAAUAAAACAAGCAAAAAUAAAGAGAAGAGAAGAGAAAAAAUAAUUGAACGGUGCAUAAGAAACAAGCUACAAAGUUGCAUGAACAAGUGUUAUGAAUGGAAAACGACUUUGUCCUUUUCACUUUUAUAUAGACUCUAAAUGUUAUAAUAGUUGACGACUUGCAAAUUCAUGAAAAACUGGUCGGUUUGAUUAUAUAUAACUACAUGCAAUCAUGUAUAUAACUUAUGUAAGAAAUAAGGUCCAUUAAUAUUCUCAUAAAAUAAAAUAACUAUUACAAACAACAUUAACAAAAAAGA
Messenger RNA from Schizosaccharomyces cryophilus OY26, 1041 nucleotides. RefSeq names its product 26S proteasome regulator. The transcript has 2 exons. Gene Ontology annotation, biological process: proteasome regulatory particle assembly. The record is from RefSeq and is a predicted model, not a curated record. Lineage: Eukaryota; Fungi; Ascomycota; Schizosaccharomycetes; Schizosaccharomycetales; Schizosaccharomycetaceae. Bases 83 to 745 code for a protein of 220 amino acids. Gene Ontology annotation, molecular function: protein binding. Gene Ontology annotation, cellular component: nucleus; cytoplasm.